This is a messenger RNA of Pelobates cultripes (western spadefoot toad), 23963 nucleotides long. Lineage: Eukaryota; Metazoa; Chordata; Amphibia; Anura; Pelobatidae. The record is from the annotation of a GenBank genome assembly.
CUCUGUGUGUGUCAGUCUCUGGUGCCCCCUCCUCUCCCCCAACAUGGCGGCUGACCCGGAAGUAGUGGUGGGCCGGUCUGAGUGCGGACGCUGACUCCGCUUUCCUGGGCACGCUGGUGGGAGGGCCGAGGCUGGCAGUGCGGCGGGGCCCGUGUAACGGGCUGCCAGGGGAGGUGUGUGCAGGAGUGCCGGUGUCCUGAGCCAUGGCGCCCAUGGGGAUCCGCCUGUCCCCUCUGGGUAUCGGGGUGUUCUGCCUGCUGGGUCUCGGGGUGCUCUAUCAUGUCUACUCGGGCUUCCUGACCAACCGCCUGUCCGCCUACCUGCUGGGGGACCGGCAGGAGCCUGCGGCCGCGGACAGCAUGGUGGAGCUGCGGGAGCUGCUGGCGGUGGCUGUGAGGGCGGCCGAGCUGGGAGGGGAGGAGGUGACCAGAGUCCGAAAGAGUAACCUCCUCAAUGAGAAACAGAAAGGGAAGACCAAGGAGGGGGCAGACGAUAAGAUGACCAGGGGGGACACGCUGUCCAACAAGAAGAUGUAUCAUCUCAUUAAAAAUGCCUUCCCUGGGGUCCAGGUGAGCAUGGCAUGAUGCCAGCACUGAACAUACAUGUAAUGAGCAUGCUUCUGUAUGUUUCUAAACUCACUGAACAUACAUGUAAUGAAUGCAGCAUUGCUAUCUACAUGUCUGAUUCUGUAUGUUUCUAAACUCACUGAACAUACAUGUAAUGAAUGCAGCAUUGCCAUCUACAUGUCUGCUUCUGUAUGUUUCUAAACUCACUGAACAUACAUGUAAUGAAUGCAGCAUUGCUAUCUACAUGUCUGUUUCUGUAUGUUUCUAAACUCACUGAACAUACAUGUAAUGAAUGCAGCAUUGCCAUCUACAUGUCUGCUUCUGUAUGUUUCUAAACUCACUGAACAUACAUGUAAUGAAUGCAGCAUUGCUAUCUACAUGUCUGAUUCUGUAUGUUUCUAAACUCACUGAACAUACAUGUAAUGAAUGCAGCAUUGCCAUCUACAUGUCUGCUUCUGUAUGUUUCUAAACUCACUGAACAUACAUGUAAUGAAUGCAGCAUUGCUAUCUACAUGUCUGAUUCUGUAUGUUUCUAAACUCACUGAACAUACAUGUAAUGAAUGCAGCAUUGCCAUCUACAUGUCUGCUUCUGUAUGUUUCUAAACUCACUGAACAUACAUGUAAUGAAUGCAGCAUUGCUAUCUACAUGUCUGUUUCUGUAUGUUUCUAAACUCACUGAACAUGCAUGUAAGUGACUGCAGCAAUGUUCAUAAACUCGAUACUUUACCUAUUCCUUUGGGGAGGCUUUUUAGCAGAGCAAGUGACCAGUGAGUUACAAAUGUAAAGCCAAAAUCGUUCAAAUGCAGAAAUGCACCAUACUGGCUAGCAUAUGUCACAUCUGCUGUUCUUCUUAGAUGCUUUACAUAAAACAUGCAAAUUAUUUACUAACCUUUGAAUAGUGUCACAUUAAAAUCAAAAUGGAAAAAAAUAAUAAAAUAGCCAAGCUGUGACUACAUGUCUUUUGGAGAAUUUUUCCAGAUUAAGUUGUGGUUUUUUUCCCCCUAAAUUUUGGUAUUUUGGAUUUUAAUUUGGUACAAUUUUUAUUUUGGCGAAUAGCCCCAAUACCGGAACACCUCCAGUUGCAAUGAUUAACUGUGUGUGAUAAUUCCAUGACAUGAAUUGUCACGUUGAUCCAAUCACCACCCAUGCCAACGUAUUGCAUCUGUGUUAUGAAACCUAUGUUUGCUGUGGGUGUUGAUUAUUAAUCAUGGUAUUUAUGUGUAUGUAUAGAGCCUGAUAAUGUACAAAAAAUGUUAAUUCGAACAAAUGACCAAAAUUCCAACGAAAUAGAAAUGCAGUCGUGAAUUCAUAUUUUCUUUGUGUAUAUUUGCAAUACUAAGUUUCAAAUUGCAUCUGUUAUGUGCCCAUGGUUUGUGAUAUAUGCAUGUGUAAGCAAAUCAAUAUUAAAGAAACACUAUAGUCACCUAAAUUACUUUAGCUAAAUAAAGCAGUUUUAGUGUAUAGAUCAUUCCCCUGCAAUUUCACUGCUCAAUUCACUGUCAUUUAGGAGUUAAAUCACUUUGUUUCUGUUUAUGCAGCCCUAGCCACACCUCCCCUGGUUAUGAUUGACAGAGCCUGCUUGAAAAAUAAAACUGGUUUCACUUUCAAACAGAUGUGAUUUACCUUAAAUAAUUGUAUCUCAAUCUUUAAAUUGAACUUUAAUCACAUACAGGAGGCUCUUGCAGGGUCUAGCAAGCUAUUAACAUAGCAGGGGAUAAGAACAUCUUAAUUAAACAGAACUUGCAAUAAAGAAAGCCUAAAUAGGGCUCUCUUUACAGGAAGUGUUUAUGGAAGGCUGUGCAAGUCACAUGCAGGGAGGUGUGACUAGGGUUCGUAAACUAAGGGAUUUAAUUCCUAAAUGGCAGAGGAUUGAGCAGUGAGGCUGCAGGGGCAUGUCCUAUACACCAAAACUACUUAAUUAAGCUAAAGUUGUUCAGGUGACUAUAGUGUCCCUUGAAGCCUGACAAACUGAAUAGCCCAAACACUUGCUAGAGGAAUCAGAAAGCAUUCUACAUACCUGUGCACCAUUCAUGGGUAUAUAGUUUAUGUUUAUUUAUAUAUAUAUAUAUAUAUAUAUAAUAUAUACAUAAUUAUUAUUUAAUUUUUUUUAAGGGACAGUCCAAACACCAAAAUAGUUUUAUUGUAACAAAGUGAUUUUGAGAUGUAGAAUACUGCCACUGCAGGCUUGCAGAUGACGAGUUUUGCAAUGUAAAUUCCUCUUGAUGGCUGUAUUUUAGACAACGACUUGGAGCUGCCAACACAAUUUGAUUCAAUAAUAGAAUCUGUUUCAUGUUCAGUGUCAGCAUGCAAAGUAUGCUGAAAUUAUUGCCUGUGUGGUGGAGAUCCCCAUUGUCUGUUUUUCCCGCCCCCUAAUUGUCUUGAUAUAAAAUCAGGGGACAGUGCACCGAGACUCUUGGUAACGUAACCCGAACACCCAGCUGUACUGUUUGUGUUGUUUAGAGUGUCACAGUGAGAGCACGCCACCGUCCAUAGGAAAGCAUUGUAAAUGCUUUCCUAUGCGACGGGCUGAAUGCGCGCGCAGCUCUUGCUGCGCGUGCGCAUUCAGCCGGCAGGGCGUAACGGAGGAGGAGAGAAGGAGAGCUCUCCGCCCAGCGCUGGAAAAAGGUAAGUUAUUACCCCUUUCCCCCUUCCAGAGCCGGGCGGGAGGGGGUCCCUGAGGGUGGGGGCACCCUCAGGGCACUAUAUUGCCAGGAAAACGAGUAUGUUUUCCUGGCACUAUAGUGGUCCUUUAAGAUCCUUUAACCUUUCCUUGUAAGUUUUAUCCUGGAAUCCAUGAACCAGUUUAGUAGCCCUUCUCUGAACUCUCUCUAAAUUAUCAAUAUUCUUCUGGAGAUACGGUCUCCAGUACUGCGUACAAUACUCCAAGUGAGGUCUCACCAGUGUUCUCUACAAUGGCAUGAGCACAUCCCUCUUUCUACUGCUAAUACCCCUCCCUACAACCAAGCAUUCUGCUAGCAUUUCCUGCUGCUCUAUUACGUUGUCUGCCUACCUUAAGUCUUAAGAAAUAAUAACCCCUAAAUCCCUUUCCUCGGGUGUUGAGGUUAGGACUCUAUCAAAUAUUCUGUACUCUGCCCUUGGGUUUUACGUCCAAGAUACAUUGUCUUGUACUUAUCCACAUUAAAUGUCAGUUGCCACAAUUCUGACCAUUUUUCUAGUUUACCUAAAUCAUUUUCCAUUUGGCUUAUCCCUCAUGGAACAUCAACCCUGUUGCAUAUCUUAGUAUCAUCAGCAAAAAGAAAUACCUUACCAUCAACACCUUUUCCAGAUAUCACUAAUAAAAAUAUUAAAGAGAAUGGGUCAAAGUACAGAUCCCUGAGGUACCCCACUGGUGACAAGCCCAUGCUUUGAAUACACUCCAUUGACUACAACCCUCUGUUGCCUGUCACUCAGCCACUGCCUUACCCAUUCAACAAUAUUGGAAUCCAAACUUAAAGAUUGCAGGUUAUUGAUAAGCCUUCUAUGUGCAACAGUGUCAAAUGCCUUUUUGAAAUCUAGGUAAGCAAUGUCUACUGCAUCACCCUGAGCUAUUAUUUUAGUUACCCAAUCACAAAAAUCAAUAACAUUAUUUUGGCAUGAUCUCCCUGAAGUAAACCCAUGUUGCCUCUGAUCUUGAAAUCCAUGUGAUUUUUAGAUGUUCAACAAUCCUAUCCUUUAACAUGGUUUCCAUUACUUUCUCCACUACUGAAGUAAGGCUUACUGGCCUAUAGUUGCCUGACUCUUUCCUACUACCUUUCUUAUGAAUGGGCACAACAUUCGCUAACUUCCAAUCUUCUGGGACUCCUGUUAACAAUGAUUGGUUAAAUAAAUCUGUUAAUGGUUUUGCUAGUACACCACUAAGCUCUUUUAAUAACUUUGGGUGUAUUCCAUCAGGUCCCAUUGACUUAUUUGUCUUUACUUUUGACAGUUGAAAUAGAACCUCUUCUUCUGUAAACUCGCAUGUAACAAAUGAUUCCUUUGUCCUUUUUCCUAACUGAGGCACCUUUCCUUAAUUUUCAUCUGUAAAUACUGAACAAAAAUAUUACCGUAUAUACUCGUGUAUAAGUCGAUCUCAUGUAUAAAUCGAGUGCAGUUUUGUGACCAACAAUUGUGAAAUAUGCUAUGCCUCGUGGAUAAGUCGAGGGUAAAACUUGGGGCUAUGAAAUUCUGUGAUUUUUAUAAUUAUAUACACACACACUCAUACAAACACACACUCUGCAUUAAACACACACACUUAUACAAACACACACUCUGCAUUAUAUAUACACACACACUCAUACAAACACACAUUCUGCAUUAUAUACACACACACACUCAUACAAACACACAUUGCAUUAUAUACACACACUCUGUGUAUAUAAUGCAGAGUGUGUAUAUAAUGAAGAGUGAGUGUUUGUGUAGUGUGUGUAAACUGGGUGGGGGGAGGGCAUUUUUAUUAUUUUAAUUUUAAUAUUAUUUUUUUUUAUUAUUUUAAUUUUUUUUUGUCCCCCCCUCCCUGCUUGUUAACCGGUCAGGGAGGGGGGCUAUCUUAAUCCCUGGUGGUCCAGUGGCAUGGGCUGUGAAGUGGGGGGCCGGCAGGAAGCAUUUACUUACCUUUCCUGCAGCUCCUGUCAGCUCCCUUCUCCUCCGUUCCGGUCAGCUCCACUGUAAGUCUCGCGGUCUGGUUGCCGCGCGGAUUGUUGCCACGGCUCUGACGGCCGCGGCUCUCUAAGUUGCCAUAUUACAGACAGUGACUCGAGUAUAAGUCGAGUGGGGGUUUUUAAGCACAAAAAAUGUGCUGAAAAACUAGACUUAUACUCGAGUAUAUACUGUAAUUGAGGCAGUCAGCUAGACUUUUAUCCUCUUCUACAUACCUUCCUUCCUUUUGUUUUUAAUGUAACUAAUCCUUGUUUUACUUUUUUUUUUUUUUCUCAUUUAUGUAUCUAAAAAACGUUUUGUCCCAUUUUUUUUACUGACUGUGCUAUUUUCUUUUCUUUGUGUGAUUUGGAAGCUCUUAUAACUUGCUUAGCCUCUUUCUGCCUAAUCUUAUAGAUAUGGGGUAGGCACUCAAGGUGUCUUUGCACAGCACUCAAGGCUGCUAGAGCCAAACAGGCUCUGGCCUAUCAUGAGUCCCAGUGAAACUUCCGAUAUCUGCUAAUACGAAAAGGACAAUCCUCAAUUUAUGCAUUGCAGCACAUAGAGUAAGUGAUCUCAGGUCCAUUCCUCCCAGCACUUGUGAAUGGGAAUCCACACUGUGGUAGAGCAGCCCACAGCGGAUAUUGCUGCUCCUGUUCUUCACCUGUACCUGGCCAGCCUGGUCUCCACUGGAACCUAGGGAAGCCACCCAUACUACUAGAUAUUCACAGAAAUGCACAAUAACCCUCCCCUCAUACAAAUAAUACAAACAGCCCAUAAACAAACAUACACACAAUCCGCACAAACGUAACCCGCUAACAAUCCACAUACAUGCACACAAUCCCACAUGCAAUACCCCAAACAACCCCACACUACCAAACACACAAUGUGAUAUACCCAUCCACACACACAAUUCCACAAGCAGCCCCAAUACACAGCCCACAUUCAUAUGUAUCAUACACGAUACCACAAACUACUCCUGAACAUAUACAAUAUAAUAGCUCAUAUACGCACAAAUACAAAUAUACAAAGCAAUUACAGUAUAAAUAACACAAGCAGAAUACUGCAGCAUACAGACCUCAAUUUUAAAAAAUAGGACCGGCACGCUACGGGACAUCACAGUGCUGCUAAAAGGUUGCCUACCCCUGUUAUAGAUCAUUGUCUUCCUCACUCUGUUUUUUUUUGUUUUUUUUUUUACUAAAUGCUAACUUUUAGGUUUUUUUUACUAUUUUGGCCACAUCAGCGGAGUACCACAGUGGUUUCUUGAAUUUUUUUGUUUUUACUGACAAGCCUAAUGCAAAUUUCUGUUGCCUUCAGCAGUGCAACUUUUAAAUAAUCCAAUUUCUCUUGGACUCCCUUUAAAUUGCUCCAGUCUGAUAAUGACUCCUUUACACAUAUUCUAAUUUUAGAAAAGUCAGUUUUUCUAAAGUCUAAAACUUUUGUUUUUGUGUAGUGUAACUGUCACUUAUCUUAUAUUAAACCACACUGACUGAUGAUCACUGGAUCCUAAACUUUCACCUACAGUAAUAUCUGAUACUAAAUCUCAAUUUGUCAACACUAAAUCUAGUAUGGCCUCUUUACGAGCUGGCUCCCAAACGACUUGUUUUAGAGACAAUCCCAGUAGGUAGUUUAGAAUUUGUGUGCUCCUGGCACAAGCAGCUAUUUAGUUUUUCUAAUUCACAUCAGGAAGAUUAGUCACCCUUGAAGAUAACUUCCCACUUCAUUGUCAUUUUAGCUAUUGCCCUCAACUAGUACAUUAUCUAACUCUUCUAUUUGUCCUGGGGGCCUGUAAAUAACACCUACACGAGUUACUGUGUGAUUACCAAAUUCUAACGUAACCCAAACUGAUUCUAUGUUCGCCUCACUAACUUUUAUUAGGCUAGAUUUAAUGCUAUCCUUCACAUACAGGGCCACCCCUCCCCCUUUCUUGCCUUCCCUGUGUUUUCUAUAUAAAGAGUACCCUGGUAUUGCUAUGUCCCAAUCAUUUUUCUCAUUAUGCCAUGUGUCCGUAACAGCGACUAAAUCUACAUUAUCAGUUGCCAUUAUUGCCACAAGUUCAUGGAUCUUUUUCCCUAAACUGCGAGCAUUUGUAGAUAUGAAUCUAAGCUUAUCAUUUUUUAACACACUUGCUACAGGCACCUUCUGUCCUCGUUUUGGGGGGCAAUUGGAUUUAUGUUUUAUCACCCUUUUGCCCCCCCCCCCCUAGUUUAAAUACAUCCUAGCAAAACCUCUGAACUGCUCACUGAGAACAUUUGUUCCCUUUUGAGAAAGAUGUCUGUGAGGAUUCUUAUCACCUAUGAGUUGUAAAAAAAUCACUGAAUUUAAAAAAUAAAUAAAAAUGUUUUGCUUUUGAAAGUGCAAAGCGACCGAGUGACUCCUCAGCAUCCCUCCCCAUAUCGCUUAUUCCCUUUUUCUGCUUCUCAUGUCAUAUCCAAUUACUGGCCUUGUUUUUUUACAGGUGAACACUGAAGAGGCGAUUGAAGCUGAUGAUGAAGAUUCUGUUUCGUGGAAUCAUGAUAUUCCUGCAGAAAUAAAGGAGAUCAUACAAAAUCCAAGCCCAGUACCCACUGAUAGCAUUACUAUUUGGAUAGAUCCUCUGGAUGCAACGUAUGAGUAUACAGGUAAACGUUCUAGGCAACAUAAACAUUUCUACAUGCACACGAACUGAUAUAUACACUGAUGAAGAGGUUGGUCACGCAUUGUAUUAGCUACAUGAGUAAAUGUAUUAAUAGAAGGCAUGAAAUGGGGAUGAUAUUAAAAGAUAGGUCAGCUGCAUGUGCAGUCAAACCAUUAAAAGGACAUAUACUACUUCGUAAUAGCUUAAUGUAGUAGUAUUUGUGCCUAGAUGCUGCCCCUGAACUCUGCCAGAUCUAAGCACGGCCAUGUUAUUUCUCAAACACAAUGCUUCUAAUGACUGUCAAUCAAAAAGGUAUAGUUACAUCGACUGAAAAAAAGACAGUGUCAGCCUUUCUCACAUCUGUUUUCCGGUUGAUCUUAAAGAAAGCAAGAACCCAGUUUGCAGCAUUUUCCAAUUUUGCAACAAAAAAAAUCCUUCUUGACCCAGGAAUGACAGAUCUCUCCUUGGAUCAAAAAACCCAUUACCACACUUAAAAAUAAAUAAAUUUAUAUCCAUGAAUAUCAUACUUUUUGAAAAAAUUUACCCAGUUUUUGUUUAAAUAUCCGUACAGACUCUGAUAAAACCACAUAUUCAGGCAGAGAAUUCUACAUCCUUAUUGAUCUUACUUUACCAUUUACUUUGCCUUAGGCUCUGUCUCCUUUAUUUUAGUCUAAAUGAGUGACUUUAAAUAAAUUGGGAGAAAAAAAAACAUCACAUCAGUUAUUUGCUAUGACAAUGAUACAAUAAUUGAUGGGAUCUACACCAACACAUUGCAUCUUUACUUUGUGAAUAAUUCUCUAAAGUCCAAAUAGUAGUAACUCUACUGAAUGGAAAGAUUUAGGCAAACCUAUCCAAGUUGUGUUUAUGUCCUGUUUGCGUGCAAAGCUGUUAUUUGUAAUUCAGAGUUCGGUAAAUAAACCUCUUUGUUCCUACCUGAAGUAACAUUAAACAUUGCGCAAGAAUAAAAGUAACUAGGCUCUCCAACACUCCAUUUUACAUUAUAUAACUCUUAUGUUAUGUAACUGAGUAAAACAUAAGUCCACAGCUUAUUUAUAAUUGAUUCUUAACAUGUUAAUUAGUUGUAGAGGUAAAUAUUUUCUGCAGUGGUGGCACCUAAAAAAUAUUUUAAGAAACACUCUGAGGACCAUUACCACUACAGUUUGUUGUAGUGGUUAUGGUGACAAAAGUGCCCUGAUACCACACCAUUGUAAGUAGUUGGACCGUUUCUGAACCGUUUUACUUCUUACCUGGGUUUUGCUAGAUGCCACUCUCCAUUUGAAUGAUGGAGAGCCGCAAAUUCUUUGUCUGAGCUAAGCUCUGCAGUGCUGUUUAUUGGCUGAAAGCAAUAAACCGAUUUAUAUUGUAUUUCACAAGAUAUGUUACUCAUGAUGGGGUGAAAAAAAACCCACAUUAUAAACAUACAAGAUAAACAAACUUCUAAUGCAGGGUCUUUCUUAUUAUGCACAAUUGUAUCAAAUUGAUACUCUCAACCUUGAUUAAGAAUUGAAAAAAGGAAAUUUUACAAUACCAGGAUUAUUUAUUUAAAACAUAUGUGAAAACAUUUACAGAUUCUGUGUGUGUGUGUGUGUAUAUAAAUAUAUAUAUAUGUGUGUGUGUGUGUGUGUGUGUGUGUAUGUAUGUGUGUAUAUAUAUAUAUAUAUAUAUAUAUCUCUAUCUAUCCCCAUCCAACUACCGCCCUGUCUCGCUACUGCCAUUUGCCUCCAAGAUCCUCGAGAGAGUUGUGUACACCAGACUGACUGACUUUCUCGAAACCAACUCUCUGCUUGACCCCCUUCAGUCUGGAUUCCGCGCUGGUCAUUCUGUCGAAACGACUGUGAUCAAAGUAUCCAACUAUUUAAUUGCUGCUAAAUCUCGCGGCCAUUACUCUAUCUUAAUUCUCCUUGAUCUUUUUGCUGCCUUUGACACUGUUGAUCAUCAAUAUCUUCUUCGCAUUCUCCGUAAUUUUGGUCUACGGGAUACUGCUCUCUCCUGGUGCUCCUCCCACCUCUCCCAGUGCUCUUUCAGUGUUUCUUUCUCUGACUCUGCCUCUUCCCCCCCCAACCACUCUCUGUUGGCGUCCCCCAAGGUUCUGUCCUUGGUCCCCUAAUGUUCUCUAUCUACGCUGCCUCCCUUGAUAAACUCCUCAGCUCCUUUGGCUUCCGUUAUCAUUUCUAUGUGGAUGACACGCAAAUCUACCUGUCCUCUCCUGAUCUCUCUCCGCCCAUCUUGACUCGUGUCUCUGACUGCCUCUCUUCGAUUUCCAAAUGGAUGGCUGCUCACUUCCUUAAACUCAACCUGUCCAAAACAGAACUUCUGGUCAAUGGCGCUACCAUCAGCUCUACCUCGCAGGCUCGCUGCCUGGGUGUUCUUUUUGACUCCAACCUCUCCUUCACCCCUCAUGGCCAAUCAAUCGCCAAAUCCUGACGCUUCCAUUUCAAAAACAUAGCGCUCAUCGGCCCCUAUUUAACCCUGGAUGCGGCUAAGGUGCUGGUCUAUGCUCUUGUUCUCUCUUGCCUGGACUACUGCAAUACUCUUCUCAGUGGUCUUACGUGUUCCCAGAUUGCACUGCUGCAAUCUAUAAUGAAUGCGGCGGCGAGGCUCAUUUUCCUGUCUGCCCGCACCUCUCACGCCUCCCCGCUCUGUCAAUCCCUGCAUUGGCUUCCAGUUAGAUAUAGGGCUCAAUUUAAAAUUCUGGUGCUUGCUUACAAUUCCCUACAUAAUGUUGCUCCAACCUACCUAUCCUCCCUAAUACACAAGUAUGUCCCGGCUCUGCAAAAGACCAACGUAUGUCCUUUGUCCGUACUCCCACCUCUAACGCUCGCCUCCAAGACUUUUCCAGGGCUGCACCUCUUUUGUGGAACUCCCUUCCCUUCUCUGUAAGAAUUUCACCCAGUCUCCACUCAUUCAAAAAAUCAUUGAAAACUCACUUCUUCAAGAAAGCAUAUCAAUUAAACUGUAAGCAGGUUUUAAUCCCCCACCCUCCAUGACUCCUCUCCUGCAACUGUCAAAAAUUACCUGCUAAGCCCUCAAUUAAUACUUUUCUAACAACCUACUUCUUACCCCUACUUUUACCCUUUGUGUCACUAUAACCCACUCCCUCUAGAAUGUAAGCUCAUGGAGCAGGGCCCUCCACCCCUCUGUUCCUGUACGUCCAGUUGUCUGGUUACAAUUACAUGUCUGUUAGUUCACCCAUUGUACAGCGCUACAAAAUCUGGCGCUAUAUAAAUAAUAAAAUAAUAAUGUGUGUGUGUGUAUAUCUAUCUAUAUUGAAAAAAAUAUAACCGGGCUCAAAAUUUCCACUCUCCAAAAUUCACCCCUAGUGAGCAUACUGUGGUUUGCAGUGGCAAGUAACUUAAAGCUGUAUUCCUGGCACUACCGAUCCCUCUGCCUCACCCUUCCUACCAGGUAAAUAAAGACCCUUUAUUUGCUUACCUUAUCCGUCGGCGCUGGGUCAAAGCUCUGUCUCCUCCGACGUCCCGUGACGAGCGAAGGCCACGAGUGUACUAGACCCCCCCCCAUAGGAAAGCAUUGAAUCAGUGCUUUCCUAUAGGGGAAAAAAUCUGACACUGAUAUCCUCAUGCAGAACGUGAGGACAGCCACAGAGGGCAGACUUAGGGUUGCAAUGUAAACUAUGUUCAAAAGGGACACAGCACCCAAACCAUUUCAAUGAGCAGUGUCCCUUUAAGUUUUGGCUAGUAGCAUAGGAUAUUUGAUCUGAGUUAUAAGGUGCUUGCAAUUUUUUUUUUUUUUUUUGUCCCUUGACUGCUUCUGUAGGCAAAGAAAAGCAAUUCAAGUCUGCAGAAGCACAUGAUAAAACAAACAAAAAAAGAUUUAUCAGCAAUUCAUUUUGGGUAUUUAAGCACAUGAAGGAACUGACAGGGUUGUUUACUGAAGUGAGAAUUCAAGGUGAUUUAAAAUUUAAAAUCAAAUUAGCCAAACUGGAAAAAAUUUCUAAGUCAACUAUGCUUCUAGUUCUGCUAUUCUGAUCUUAAAUUUGAAAAUCACUUUAAAUUCUCAACCUGUGAGUAUUUUUGUGAAUAAAUUCACACCUGAAAGUAUUUGAAGCAGUCAUGAAUCCUGUUUUAUUGUACUGAUUCUUUUUAGUAGCUUUUAAAGGGACACUGUAGUCACCAGAACAAAUACAGCUUGUGUCCUGAGAAAAGGAAGUGUUCACAUUGCUGCCUAUGGCACCUCCAGUGGCAGUCACUCAGGCGGCUGCUAGAGGCGCUUCCUGGGUCAAUGCUGCAGAACGUGUAGCACUGACGUUAAACGUCUUUACAUUCUGAAUGGAGGCACUGAACUUUUCCCAAAGAGAUGCAUUAAUUCCAUGCAUCUCUCUAAGGAGAUGCUGAUUGGCCAUUGAUUAUGGCAGAUUCCUUUUAAGGAAUACUUUUUAUCUGCCUUUCCAAGCCCCAUUACUGAUUUUAGACACACAAUGUACUUAUUCUCCAAAACUUGUUAUUAGAUUACAUAAACAAAACCUUUUUUGGCCCUCUUAUUAAAUUUUCUAACCACCCAACAAUGAUUUAUUUUCAGUUAUUUGUUAAAAAAGAGUAUACAUGUCAAAUGUUCUGGUGGCUUCUCGUCUGGUGAAUAACAUACUAAAAUAUGAAAACAAGUUUCUACUGUAAAAAUGCAAAAACUGUUGAAGUGCCCUAAGGUAUAACAGAAGUUAAAAUAGUACAGUUGCCUCAUGCUUGGCUAUUCAUACCUACGUAGCAUUAAAAUUCUAGGAAUGAUGAAAAUAUAUGUUUAUUUUUUUUAGUCAUCUCUUUCAGUUCAUCAGAGAUGGGCAAGCUCUACGGUCAAAUCUAAGGAGAUGGUGUUUGUGUGUCAUAUUCUAAAUAGUUGAUGUGAACGUGCAGCCAAUUACAGUAGACAAUAACCAAUAUCUACACCCACACAGACAGUUUAUCUAUCUUUCUAAUUUCCUUUUUACUACUUGCUUACAACUCAGAUGCAUACACACUUACACAGUUAAAUAUUCACACUCACGCACUACCUUUCAAGCUGCUGAUUAUCACUCUAUAAAAAUAAAGGCUAAGAGGCGCUUAGGCUGUAUAUUACAGGGUGACAUGCUCCCCAAGUUUUGAAGAUAAACCGAGAUAAUGGGGUGACAUGCUCCCAUAUCGGGCCUUUUUGCCAGUGAUGUGGGACACUGUGUUAUGGGGUAUCAUGCACCCACGUUUGCCCUCAGACUCUUUCCUGCCUAUCUCUUAGUAAUACUCUUAGAUUCCCAUUGUACAGUGCUACGGAAUUUGCCGGCGCUAUAGGAAUAAUAAAAUAACUGUUACCCAACCACCCCCUUUGUCUUACUCACAGCAUCCACUGUCAGUAUUGCUGACUGACUCCCCCUCCACCUUUACUCUCCUGUACUCUCUCCCUCCCACUCUCUCAGGAUUUAGCACAGACCACCCUCACUCACAUCCAUGAGUACUCUCCUGGAUGCUGCUGUCUCUCCUUUCUAAUAUGUUGCUCCCACACAGACUAGCCCACCACUGGGCCUCCAACUCUGUUUUCUUUAUCAUUGCUCUCUAUUGUCCCUAAUACUGGAGAUUGCUCACACAGCAAAUUCCCUUUGCUUUGCAUUCAGUGUGCCCAUGGUUUCCUAGCAGUAGUAUUUGCUCUGGGUCUUCCACCCUAGAUCCUCCACAGCUGUCUGUAAAUCUAUGUCUUUAGAUUUGUUUUUUCUAUUGUAUGUUUUAAUUGAAUCUAUUAUCUUUUCAGAGAAUCUUGUUCAUUAUGUCACUACAAUGGUGUGCGUUGCUGUAAAUGGCAAGCCAGUUAUCGGUGUAAUUCACAAACCAUUCACAGGCUAUACUGGUGAGUGACUUUUUUGUUUUAAUUUUUUUAUAUAAAUUUGUUCUAUCUAUAGAAAAUAAGCUUUUGUAAAGAGUCUGUCAUGUAUGAGUGCUAGAUGAUAACCUGGUUAGAAUGUAGCACACCUUAUGCCUUCUGUUGAGCGGGAAGUUAAAGAGAGGAAAUGUUCAACCUUGGGAAUUUAUAAUGGAGGUUUAUAAAAUGGGAGUACAAGGAGAGUUUAAAUUAACUUAAUAUCAUGCAGGGAGGAAAUGAAGAAUGCAAAAUUUGUAGCUAAUUGUGGAAAAGUGAUAGAUUGGGAUCACCUCUGUCAUUAUGGAAAGUAUUGGGGGUUAUAACAGGAGUAUUUGAGUGGCGCAGGUAAGUUUAUGUAAGGAUAUUUGGGUUUUGUCUAUCGAGGCAUUUUGUUUUCUGUUACAAUCCUGGGACAUCAUUUGACAAUCAAAUUCCUUCAGCAGAUGCCACUUUUGGUUUUAGUUUACUCUUCUGAUGGUACUUGUCUUUGCACUGUAAACUCUGACUCCGAAUUCAUGUAUUAGAUGCAAAUAUUCAAUCACUUUGUAUAAUGUAUAUUACAAGUGAAUUUUCUUUCUAGACCACAAAGGUGUGCAAGAUCGUAGGCGGCAAAUGGUAGUAUUACUGUCCUAAUAAUGGUAGCCACCCAUGUAGAGCAUAUUACCACCAUUGCUUUUAUGUCUAAUUUGAUGAAAGGCAACAUGAUUGUGUUAAUUUUUUUUUUUUUUUUUUUUUAGUAAAAUGGAGAGGUUUGUGUUUAGCUUAACUGAGAAAACCUGCAUAAUUAAUUUUUUUCUUAAAAAUUCAAUAAGCAUUUGUAGGAGACUCACUGUCAUCUUUUGUUAACAGACUGCUUAUUUAUUUUUGCGAAAGUCAGUGUUGGAUAUUACAUUACAAAUAUUUCACUCUUUUCCUUGACUAUGUUCAUUGUGAUUCCUCUCAUUCCGCAGCUUGGGCGAUGGUAAGUGGUGGCUCAAACAUACUAAGACGUAGGUCGUAUAACCUGAAAACUCCAACCAUCAUUGUGUCCCGUUCUCAUUCUGGGGUGGUGAAAGAAGUAACCCGUGAAACAUUUGGUAACAAGACCGAAAUAAUUUCUGCCGGAGGAUCAGGUAUGACAUUCACAUAGAAACCUGGCUUACUAAAGCCAAUAAUUUGUUCUUUAGCAAUGAAACGUUUUAUCUGUAUAUGUUCAUGUGUUUCUGUGUGUAUGUAGAGCAGCAAAACCUGUCUGUGCAGAAAACUGAACAUUUGAUCCCCAGGGGGAAAGCAACAUGUUUGUUCUUGAUAAUUGCUGCUUUGGUCACUGAAAGUUUUGUUUUUGUAGCGUAUGCCGAUCCAUUAUCUACUGUGUAUUGGGAAAUCAAUUCUCUGUUCAUUGUUUAUGUAGCACAUAAACACAUUUAUAUUUCUAUUAAAUGUAUACAUAUGCACUACAUUACUUUAACUGAUGUAACUGGUUCCAACUCAUAUAUAUUUAAAUUUAAGCUAAAAUGCAAUUUCUUCAAAUGAUUUAGAAUUCUAGCUUCCCAUUUAACCAUUUUUGCUAUGCUAGUAUUUACUAUUCUCCCCCUUAUUUCUGUCCUUAUCCUUUAAUGUUCUAGGCCUUCUCACCUGACCUUCCUUCAUUGCUUUCCCCCCUAAUUUGCACCCUUUUUAUGGCAGUUUUCCUUGUCUUUCCCUUCUAUUUGCCCAGCAUACCUCUAGAGCGUUAUGGUGGGGAAGAAUUGAUUGAAAACCCCUUCCACCUGAAGUCAGUGGAUAGCUAAUAGAUUGUUAAACGCAGAUCUGCACACCAGUAAAGCCAUAAGACUUGCUUCUCCCACAGAGUUUUUAAAUUUCUUCCUGACUGCUCUAGUUUGCUUUAAAUCUUAAGACAAAAGUAGGGGCUAUUUGUCUUAUGGAGGUGUCCUAUGCUUGACCAGCAGAGAAACAAAGUGUGCUCCAUUUCCUGUGGUCAAUGCAAUUAUCCCCCAAUUCUCACCUUUCUUCCCUGAUCUUGCGAUGCUUCCUGAUAGUAUUCUCGAACAUCCUGUCAUUUUACACAGAACGAAACUAUCGAAUUUCAUCCUAACAGAAUGAGAACAGUUUCUCCAUUCAUGUUAGGACGCAAUUCGUGACUUUAUUAGAAUCCGAAUUUCAUUCAAAUUAAUGAAACUACGAUCCUAUUCGUACCGCGAAUGCAUCUUGCAGCCGCUUAGUAGAUAGCUCUCUAAUUCCCACGGUCUUAGGAAGUUAUCUACCAAAAGGCUGAAAGACCUAGAUUGGUCUUUCAGCCAAAUCUACUAAUAUUAAGUAAAGAUUACUUAGUAUUAGUAAAUUCUGCCCAUACUCGCUAUAUCGCGAGUAGGGACAUGUUUACUAAACAGUGAGCAAAAAACCUGUUUAGAAAACAAAACAAAAGAACACCCUAGUGUCUCCCCACUCGUGCCGCGCGAGUGGUGGCUAUUAAACUGAAGGGGGACCUAUUGCCCUCCCCGGCCCCCACCCAUGAGUAGCGGGUGGGGGCCCUAAAUGACAAUGGGGGGACCUAUCGUCCCGUCCCCCCCCCGUGUCUCACCCAUGAGCGGCGGGUGAGGACCCUUAAUUACAAUGGGGCGGGGGACACCUAUUGUCCUCCCCCGGCCCCCACUCAUGAGUGGCGGGUGGGGGCCCUAAAUUAAAAAUGGGGGGGGGGCCUUUUGUCCACCCUGCCCUCAUCCAUGAGCGGCGGGUGGGGGCCCUAAAUUACAAUAGGGGGGGACCUAACCUAUUGUCCUCCCCCUGGGCGGCAGGUGGGGCCACUAAAUGAAAAUGGGGGGGGAAACCUAUUGUCCUGACCCCACUCAUGGGCGACGGGUAGGGGCUAAGUGUAAAAUUACUCCCCCCAAACCCCCCCACCAAAAUAAAAUUAAAUAAAUCCCUACCUACCCCCCUCACCUUAAAAAUAGUGAGGGGGAGACAAUAAAACCAAAUACCUGGGGGGAAAAAAAUCAUACUUACCAUUAGAAGUCUUCUUUUUUUUUUUUUUAGCUCCCAAAAAAGGCCAAAUAAAAAAAAAACAUAAUACCCGUCAAACUUAUAGAAAAACAAAACAAACAAAAAACCAGAGCAAAAAAACCCAAAAUCAGCUGGAAGCCCCCCACCCAAUGCUAAAAAUGUAUCCAUCUUCACCCGGCAAGAGCACGGCGCAGACUGAACUCCGAAGGGCGUGGAAAGGCUUAUAAAGCCUUCCCACGCCCUGCAAUUUGACUCAGAGCACUCUGAUUGGUUGACUUGGAAUCCAACCAAUCAGAGUGCUAGUUAUUUUACAGUUCUUUGGAAUUUUCCCACGCUGUGUAAAAUGACUCAGUGCAAUUUGAUUGGUUGGAUUCCAAGCCAGUUAGUUAACAAGCCUUGCUAGUUAAUGCUUCACCAUGGGGCCCUUUGUUGGAAGGGGGGUGGGGUUAUUUUUACAACAGUGAGUACUAGGAAUAGACCGAUUAUCGGUUUUACUGAAAUAAUCGGCCGAUAUUCGGUAUUUUCGGCAAUAUCGGUAUUGGCCAAUUCAGAUACCGAUGUUGCUGAUAAUACCUCCUUGGACCGCCAGGCUCAUUACAAACUCGGCAGCCCUGGGGGGGCGGGCAGCAAGCGCUUACUCACCUACCAGCAGCUCCCAAGUGUAAAUCUCGCGAGACCCGGCAUGCUGGCCGCGAGACUUACACUUGGGAGCUGAAGGAGCUGCUGGGAGGUGAGUAAACGCUUGCUGCCCGCCCCCCCACAACUCAGCCAAUGCCACUGGACUGCUAUAUCCCCCCUCCCUGACCAGGCAACAAGCAGGGAGGGGGGACAACAAAAAUAAAUAAUAAUUAAAUAUAAAGAAAUAAUAAUUUAAUAAAAAAUGCCCCCUCACACACACACUCCAUUAUACACACAUACACUAUACAAACACACUGUGUAUAUAAUGCAGUGUGUUUGUGUAGUGUGUUUAUAUAAUGCACACUACACAAACACACUGCAUUAUAUAUACACACACUAUAUAAUGCAGAGUGUGUGUGUGUUUGUAUAAACACACUACAUUCACUAUACACACACUACACAAAUACACAGUCUGCAUUCAUUAUAAACACACACUUAGCAUUUAGUAUACAGCAUUCACUUUACGCACACUACCCACACACUACACAAACACUCUGCUUUCAUUAUAUACACACACUGCAUCCACUACACACACACUACACACACACAUACUACACACACACACACUGCAUCCACUACACACACACUACACAAACACACACUGCAUCCACUACACACACACACACUACACACACACACACUGCAUCCACUACACACACACACUACACAAACACACACAGCUCCUCUGUCUAAACACACUGCAUCCACUACACGUGGCGUGUAUAUUUUGUGCAUUUAACCUUUAGAAAUAAUUUUUAUUUUCCAAAAUGGUAAAUGUACAGAAUAUCGGCAAAUUAUAUUGGCUAUCUGCCUGAAAGUUCACAGAGUAUCGGUAUUGGCUCUAAAAAAUCAAUAUCGGUCGAUCCCUUGUGAGCACCCACAGGCUGCUCACUGUUUAGUAGACAUGCCCCUACUCGUGGCAUUGCGAGUAGGGGCAUUCGGGAGAUUUCAAUCUCUAAUGCUUAUAUGGGGGAUCAUAUUGACCCUCAUAGAGUAAGGGAGGACAUGGGGGCGGGGGAGCUUAGGAAGUGGCGGGGUGCACAGCUAUUACUAUUAUGUUUCCGACCACAAAUAAAUAUUUCCAUAUAUAUUUGUGAUCGGAAACAUAAUAGUAAUAUGCGUGAUAGGAAUCAAAGAGCAGUGUUUUUGGAGUAAAAAAAAACACAUUGCAGUUUGGGAGAAUGGAGUAGAAAGAGUGGGGCUUGUGGAAUACAGCAAAUUAUAUGAUGGAAAUAUUCAUAAGACAUACCAAUUCACCUGGUGAGGAUGUAGCGUACCCAAACUGUCCGCAUAUGCGCGGUAUGAGCUUUCGCGAGCUGAGCUGACUGACAGCUCAGCUCCAUGUCUAUGCCCGCAACCCUCCAGCCCAAUGUAUAAAGUAUACAAAAACUAUAUAUAGAGAGAUCUCUAUAUAUAGUGUUUGUACACAAACACACACAUUGAAAAUAAAAAUUGUUGAACAUACACACACUAUCUAUUUCUUUCAAUUUAAUACUAUCUAUCUAAUACUAUCUAUCUCUAUCUUUCUCUCACACUCACUCUCUCUCACACUCUCACCCACACUCACAAGAUAAGUUUACUUACGGUUUGGAUCCUCCUGCUCAGUCUUUUGCCUGUCAGCCAGAUGCGCUGUGUGUCUUAUCUCCCCAAACUGUCGGCUCUGAUUGCUAACAGGCUCCGGGGUUAACUACAGGACACAGUAGGCGCUUUCACAUUGACUCCCUUCUCCUGAUAUCACGUUUGAUGUAUUCACCCAAGCGUGAAGACUUGAAACGUGAUGAAUGCGAAUUAGACCGCUCUGAAGUCCCUCUGGUGGACGUCUGAGUAACUGCCACUGGAGGUGUUCCUAGCUUCCAAGGUAAACACUGUAUUUUCUCAGAAAAUACAGUGUUUACAUGAGAGAGGCUGCAGGGACCUAUUCUCACGUGAACAACCUCAUUAAGCUGAAGUUGUUCAGGUGACUAUAGUGUCCAUUUAAGUAAUUUAAAAACCUCUCUGCAAUCCAAGUUGCACUAGACACUCAGCAAGGAGAAUCCUUCCUGUUGCUGUUGUUACUCAUUAAAUUGUCUAUAUUUACCAAGCCUACUUUGGUCCAAUUUUGCACGUUGAAGUCAAGCAUAUUAUAAGUUAAGUGCAUUAAAGGAAGGCAUGUAAUACUUUUUUCCUGGAGUGACAUGUCUCUUUUAAAUUUCUCCAAAUAGGACACAAUGUUACGAAUUAAAUUAUCAGAUUUCAUUUUUAGCAAACAUUGCUUUCUAUCCUUAAUUAACCAAAAUAAAGGAAAAUCGGUUUUACUGCUAUUUGGUAUUUUCGGCAAUAUCAGUAUCGACCAACAUAGAUACCGAUAUUGCCGAUAAUAUAUACCAGGACCACCGGGCCCAUUACAAGCCCGGCUGUCCUGCGGGGCCGGCAGCAAGCGGUUACUUACCUUUCCAGCAGCUCCCUUCAUCUCCCAUGUCAAAUCUCGCGAGUCCAGCGGCCGCAGUGCGUUGCCAUGGCACUAAGAGCCGCGAGAUUUACACAGGGAGCUGCCGGGAGGUAAGUAACGGCUUGCUGCUGGCCCCCCACAGUGCUUAACAAGCCACCGGACCACCAGGGAAUACUAUAUUCUCCCUGCCCCCCCCCUUCCCUGCUAAAAUAAAAUAAAAUACCCCCUCCACUCCAUUUUACACAAAUUACAUCUCUACACACACACACACACACUGCAUUAUAUACACACACUACACAAACACACACUCUGCAUUAUAUACACACACACUCUGCAUUUUAUAUAUAUAUAUAUAUAUAUAUAUAUAUAUAUAUAUAUACACACACACACACUCUGCAUUAUAUACACACACUCUGCAUUAUAUACACACACUCUGCAUUAUAUAUAUACACACACACACACACACACUCUGCAUUAUAUAUAUACACACACACACACACACACUCUGCAUUAUAUACACACAUACACACACACUCUGCAUUAUAUACAUAUACACACAUUAUACGCACACACACUCUGCAUUAUACACACACACACUCUGCAUUAUACACACACACACUCUGCAUUAUACACACACACACUCUGCAUUAUACACACACACACUCUGCAUUAUACACACACACACUGCAUUAUAUACACACACACACAAUGCAUUAUAUACAUACACACACUCACUCUGCAUUAUAUACAUACAUACACUCACUCUGCAUUAUAUACACUCACUCUGCAUUAUAUAUACACACACACUCUCUGCAUUAUAUACACACUACACAAACACACACACACUGCAUUAUAUAUACACACAAUGUAUUCACUUUACCCACACCACACACACUGCAUUUACUAUACACACUACACAAACACACACUCUGCAUUCACUAUAUAUACACACACUACACAAAUACUCACUGCAUUCACUAUAUAUACACACUACACAAACACUCACUGCAUUCAAUACACAAACACACACAUCUCCCCUGUCUAAACACACUUCAUCCACUACAUGUGGCAUGUAUAUUUUGUGCAUUUACCUUUAGAAUUAGUUUAUUUUUUCAAAAUGGUAAAUGUACAGAAUAUCGGCAAGUUAUCAGCCUGAAAGUUAAGAUUAUCAGUAUCGGCUCUAAAAAAAUCAAUAUCGGUUGAUCCCUAAUUUCAUAUAAUUGUUCCACUUUGGCACUAUCUGAUUGAGUAAUGGAGACGUGUGAUAAGGUGCAGGCGUUCUGGUAGUUCCUUUGCUGGGGUACAUCCAGACCACCCAACUUGACUUUUAGGGAGAGGCGAUUUGACAAAUUUGUGGGCACUUCCCCAACCAGAGUAGUUUAUUAAAAGUGGACUCAGCCAGCAUCAUCCAGCUGUCUGGACAAGGUAGAGAUACCAUGCGAAAAAUGUAUACCCAUUUUGGGGGACUAUAAGACUUUACAGUAUUGAUUCUCAACCACAAUGAUACAUACCUAUUUUUACACUCAUUUAGCUUUUUAAAGCACAGUCAAAAGCAAAUUUUUCGGUGAUUGAUCCUUUAAGACAAGUUAAGUGAAAUGAAGCAUAUUUAUUGAGGUUCAGUUUAUAUCCUGGGUACAGUAAAAACUCCUCUUUGGACAACAUUAAUUCAUUCAUAGAUUUCAGUGGGUUACCAAGGGUAAGUACCAGUUCAUUUGUGAACAUGGUGAAUUUAAUGCAAUCACUUAAAACAUGCAAGCCUUUAAUUUGAUCAUUAGCCCUUAUUAACCAUGUUAAUGGCUCAGUUGCCAUAAGAUAUAAAAGUUGGGAGAGUGGGCACCCCUGCCUGAUCCCAUUCUUUUGAUGGAACCAGUCAGAAGAAAAACACUCCCAACUACUCUGGCUGUCGGAGAGGUAUAUAGAACCAUUAUAGAUCUAGUAAUAGUAUCACGAAGACCAAAUGCUUCCAGGGCUAACCCAAGAUAAUCCACCUGACUGUUGAAGACUUUUUCAGCCUACAACAACAGAGCUUGGAGGGUCACACCUGUCCUGUGAGCCAUAUCUACAAUAUCAACAGGUCUCCUAAUGUUAUAUAUCAGGUACCUAGUUGCCACAAACCCAACUUGGUCAUAAUGUAUAAUAUUACUUAAUCUGGCAGGAAUUACUGAUGAGCAAACUUUUAUAUCCACAUUUAACAAUGAAAUGGGCCUUUCACAUUUCACUGGGGAUCUUACAUGCAUGUUUACUUAUUUUAUUUGUAGAGUUGUUUAUGUUAAACUACACACGAAUGGAGAUUUUUAUUUUUAUUUUAGGUUAUAAAGUUCUUUCAUUGCUUGAUGUGAAAGAAGAGAAACAAGAACACGCUGAUGUUUACAUUCAUGUAACUUUCAUCAAGAAAUGGGACAUUUGUGCCGGUAAUGCAAUAUUGAAUGCUCUUGGUGGUCACAUGACUACACUUAAAGGUGAAGAAAUUAUUUAUACAGGAUCGGAUGGGAAUGAAGGUGGAAUCCUAGCCAGCAUUGGAAUGGACCAUGAUGCACUUGUUCAAAAAUUAGCUGAUAAAAUUCCAUCCAGUGGAAAGAAAUCCCCACAGUAACAAGUACAAAACUAUACCGACUAUGGUCGGUGCAUACGAAGACUGAGGCCAGUGCAUGUUAAUGCAGUUUGGUAUGUGUACUUUUGGAGACAUUAAAGAAGAUUUUUUUUUUUUCUACUGUAUUAUUCAAGAAAUAGCACCCUAUUUGCAACAUGUCUCACUGAUUUGAAACGCUAAACGUGGUCAGUAUUGGAUUUAUAAAAUGUAUGUGAGUGAAAUCAAAUUGUAAAUUUACAAAGAGGAGUACGUUUUAAAAGGUGUGUGUGUGUGUGUGUAUAUAUAUAUAAAAAGAAUUUUAAAAAGAAUUUACUUAGAUUUAAGUAAAUAAGUGUUUCAAGAUAUUUUUCCACUUCCGCCUUCCCGUUAACUCAAUGAGAAUAAAAAAAAAAAAAAAAAACAUUGUGCCUUGUUGAAUUUUCUCACAUAAAAUUAUGUAUUUUUAGUUUGUGCUUUUUUUAUUAUUUUUUUGGGUGGUGAUAGACUUCUUUCACUUUUACAAUUUGCUUUAGAUGGAAAUAGUAUCCAGUGUGUAACUUAUUUGUUUUGUCCUUAUGCUGCACAUGCUAACAAAGUAUAUAUUAGUUUCUUUUUUUUUUUUUUUCUUCUUCUUCUUCUAUAGGGUAAAUGUUAUUGUAGUUAAAAUGUGAAUGUAUGGUAUAAAAUCAUUGCAGUGGCAGAAUUACAAGAGUACAUUUCAAGAUAUGAAGGUCAAUUACAUGUAACAAAAUAGGGUUAAACUCAUUGUUUAAUUUGCAUACAGUGUUUCACAAAGGCUGGUGUGCCAAGAACUUGUAAAACCUUUUUUUUUCCCCCCUGCUCUAAUAUCCUUAGCAAACAUUCACACUGUAUACAUUAUUUAAUUUCUUUAAUAUUGCCAUAGGGUUUUUUUUUUUAAAUUAAUAUAGUCUUAUCAAAUCAUGCAAUUAAAAUGCCCAACUAUAUGUAGCACUACACUAAAAAUAUAAUUAAUUACAAUAAUGGAGGCUAAUACAUGAACUAUUUAAAGUGCUACCUGCUAGCAUGUGACAUUUAUGACACUUUUGACAAAGACAGGGAUGCUGAAGCAAAUAUAUCGAACAAUUAUAGUUUGCUUUUAUAGCCAUAGCUUUGGACAAAGCAGUUGAAUUAUAUUUUAAUAUUUGAAAGUUUGACACUGCUUGUUUUGCUAUGUGCCAAAGAGCUCUAUUUGGUACAUAAUCAUAGGUACGGUUAUUUUUUUUUUUUUCUGGCAAAUUAUCAGAAGAUGGCCUUGGUAAAUGUGUUUCACAGUGAAUUUUCAAAGACCAAAUGAGUUCUUCUGGGAAUUCAUAAUAUUUUACAUUUUGUUAUUUACUUCCUAGUAAGAGGGAACUUUUUUAAAUUAAUAACAUUUUUGUUAAAUAUUUUCAAGUAAUCUGAGAUUUAAGGAUUACCACGUAAACAUUUAAGUUUAAUUAGUCCUUUUUGUUUAUUUAAUUGGUUUACAGCCUGGUAUUUUAGGAAGAAAACUGUAGAAAUAAUGUGCAAUAUUGUGUGGAAUUGCAAAUCAUACCAAAAGUAAUAUUUGUCAUGUGUUUUCUAAUAAAAGUAAAGGAAACUUGCUACCUAUUACCUUAUAGUAAAUUAUCGAUUCUUCAAACUACCUUCUCUGCAAUAAAAAAAAAAAACAGUCUUUAA